Messenger RNA from Callithrix jacchus (white-tufted-ear marmoset), 2595 nucleotides. NCBI's taxonomy places the organism in Eukaryota, Metazoa, Chordata, Mammalia, Primates, Cebidae. The record is from RefSeq and is a predicted model, not a curated record.
UCUCUUGUACAUCCUAAUCUCACUCUUGUAAGGUUUCAUCAUUUCUGCUUACCCCCCAGAUCUCCAGGACAGGAGACCAGCCUGUUUACACUGGUGUUUUUCUUCAAACUAGUUGCCAGGUUGGAACGACCAAUGACAUUAGAGAUUCCAACCUCCCUGAUUAUAAGGACAGGAUUCCAUGGGUACUCAAGAGCUCAGGUGGAUAACAGCAACUUCUCAGAGCUGUUCUCCACUCCUGACUUCUUCCCAGACUUGAGAAGAGAGAACACACUCUUCUGGGUCCUAUAGAGUCUGGAAGAAGGCUUUGAACAGAACAGGGACUAGGUUCUGUGGGAGGGAACAGAGUUUGGGAGAAAUCAUGGCCAGCUGUCAAUCACAUCCCCAGGUUGAGUAUCAGAGCCCCCAGCCUAGCACCUCGGGGUACUCCCUCCCAGAGAUGGUGGAUGAUGAAGUGCCAGGACCAUCAGCCCCUUGGGUAGAUCUCAGCCCCCCACAUAGGUUCUUUUAUUGGAAAAGGACGAGGGAGUGGUCAGACCAAUCUGAGGAGGAGCCAGAGGAAGAGCCAGAGAAGUCACGAGCCCCUGAGCCUGAGGACACCUGGGUGGUGGAGUCGCUCCACUGGCUCAAGAUGAAGCUGAAGCAACGGCAAGUGUCGCCCAUGCUCCCUGAACACCACGGGGCCUUCAACAGGCUGCUAGAGGAUCCUGUUGUUAAAAGAUUCCUGGCCUGGGACAAAGAUCUGAGGGUAUCGGACAAGUACCUCCUGGCAAUGGUCAUAGCAUAUUUUAGCUGUGCCGGCCUCUUCUCCUGGCAAUACCGACGUGUUCAUUUCUUCUGGCUCUGUGACUACCUGGCCAAUGACAGGGAGGAGGAUAACCAGGCCCCCAAACAAGACAUCUUGUACUUCCUGUAUGAGAAGAACCGCUCCCAGCGACCCUUGUUCCAUAAGCUUCAACUCCAGUUUGUUUGUUCCAUUUGGAGGAGGUGGGUGAAGCAUGGGGAGGUGGAGGAGGUGGGAAGGAAUCAGGCUUAUGACCCAGAGCACUGGGUGUGGGCUCGAGAUUGCACCCUCCUUCCUAGAGCUCCAGGGCUGUGGAGGCCUGAGGUCGUCAGUCUGAGGGAAGGUACAUCUGCGUCCUUCAGGAUAAAGGCAGAAUAUUGUGGUCUAUUUAGGAAAUCUGAGGAACCCAAUUGCUUGAUCCGGUUUCAAGCCUGGGCAACAUGGUGAGAUCCCCUCUCCACAAAAAUACAAAAAUUACAGGCGGUGGCUUAUGCCUGUAAUCCCAGCACUUUGGGAGGCUGAGGCAGGCGGAUCACAAGGUCAAGAUAUCGAGACCAUCCUGGCCAACAAUGGAGAGAAACCCCGUCUCUACUAAAAGUACAAAAACUUAGCCAGGCCUGGUGGUGCUUGCCUAUUGUCCCAGCUACUCAGGAGGCUGAGGCAAGAGAAUUGCUUGAUACAGGAAAAUGGAAGUUACAUGAGCCAGGAUUGUGCCACUGCACUCCAGCCUGGUGAUAGAGCGAGACUCUGUCUCAAAAAAAAAAAAAUUAUCUGGGCAAUGUGGGAGGUCUCACUAUUCAUUACUACUCAGGAGGCCGAGGAGGGAGGAUCUCUGGAGCCUGGGAGUUUGGGGCUUCAGGGAGCCCUGAUCCUGCCACUGCACUCUAGCCAACAGUAUGAGACAAUGUCUCAAAAAUCAUCAUAAUUUGCUGUGAGUUCCGGAGGCUCGUUCUGAUUGAAGCACUUGAGUUACCAAUGCAGGUAGAGAAUUCAGUGAAGAUUUGAUUUACAUCUUGUGCAGCUAAUCACACUGAGGACUCAGCAUGAGGAAGUGAGAUUUCCUCCAUUAGGUAGUGAGAUUAUGGAUUAGGCUUCUGAACUGGUGGUUCAUGAUGUUGUCACAUUAGAAACAGAGCUAGCAUGCUUACAGUAAUCUUAAGGGACACAAAAGGCCCCAGGUGUAAUGAAGUCCAAAGCCACAUUCUCUGAGGGUGCACUACUCCCUGGGCAGACCCACCCAAAGUCCUUGCUCUGAAGCAGAUCACUGGGGCUGGCUAUGGGUGUAUUCAGUGAGUUUUGGAGUCAGGGUCACCGAAGUGUCAGUAUCACAAUUGAACACGAUGGUUCAGAAGCAGGGUAGAGAAUGAAGGGCAGGAGAUAAAAUUGGAUUGAUCAAUUGCUCUGAAGAGCUGACUAGAGUGAUCACGCUGUCCUCCUAGGAGCGGGGGUGGGUGGGGGUACUUCUAAGCCUCUGUGGAGGACAGUGAGAAACCAGGGGUGUUUCUGGUUCCACCGCUUCCUGCAGCUCCACCUCCCUUUUUAUAUUGCUGAAUUCCAGCCUCCCUGGGGUGGAUUCUGGAGGUUCUGUUUCCUAUGGACUUGGUUGCCACAGUUCAGGAGCAUUUGAAGGCACAGUACAGGUGCUCAGAUUGGCACGAAAUUAUUUGUAAAAUAUGAGUGCCAUAGGAUUGUAACAGAUAUGCUUAACACAUAACUGUGCAUUUUAUUGGUUUGUUUGGAAAAUGUUGACCAUCAAAUUAUUAAUAUGCUUAUUUCAAAUAGUUUGGAAAUUGUACUUUUGAAAACAUGCUGUU